Messenger RNA from Cololabis saira (Pacific saury), 1890 nucleotides. RefSeq lists its product as uncharacterized. The transcript has 5 exons. NCBI's taxonomy places the organism in Eukaryota, Metazoa, Chordata, Actinopteri, Beloniformes, Belonidae. The record is from RefSeq and is a predicted model, not a curated record. Bases 152 to 928 code for a protein of 258 amino acids.
CGCCGGCCCAGCUGAUCGACGCAGCGCCGCCGCCGCGCAGCUCCACUUGUUGCCGAGCAGGAGUUGCGGUCGUCAGCCGUCCGUGCAGCCGAGACACGUCUCCAACCAGCCGCAUCUGCCUUCCUCCGCCGGCCUCAGAAAGCCUGGUUUGAUGUCUGGUCUGAUGUCUGGUCUGAUGUCGGCGUCAGCGCCGUGUCCGUGGCCAUGUGGACGCUUCGGCCUGCUCUGCGGCCUCCUCAUCCUGGCCUCCUCGCCGCCUCGCGCUGCAGGCCGACUGAACAACUGCUCGCACCCGCUGAUGCCGGAGCACGGGGGGUUCCGCUGCGACCCGUCUCCGUGCCGCGGCUUCCCCCACAAGAGCUCCAUCCGCUUCUUCUGCGAGCCCGGAUACCACCUCAUCACCAAGACGACCGUCUCCAAGUGUCGCCAGGGGAAGUGGGUCCCCGCCGUGCCGUCCUGCAUCCCCGUCAAAGACGGUCCCAAAAUGAAGUUUGACGACCGAGGGAGCGAGUCGAUGCCCAGCAUGGCCACGACGGCGGUGGGCGUGUCCAUCUUCCUGCUGACGACCACGGCCUGCCUCGUGGUCAAGUCCCGCCUCUACCCCUGCCACUCCCACAGCCGCCGCUCCUCCGACCAGCUGGACCUGAUGCUGGACGGACCGCACGUGUCCCUCCCGUCCUACGAGGAGGCCAUGUACGGCAGCUGGGGCCAGCGUCUCCCCGCCUGCCCGGCCCCCGGCCCCACGCAGCUGCUGCUGGCCCAGGAGGCCCCCGACUACCAGCCGGACGGCAGCCGCCGGCCCCUGCUGUCCGGCCACGGCCCCGGCGGCCUGCCCCCCCCGUACGAGGAGGUCCAGACCUCCCCCCCCCUGAGCGGCCGGGACGUCCUGCAGCUGCACGUCCCGCUGGCGGGCGAUAAGGACACCUGACUGACGGGCAGCCGGCUCCGCGAGCAACUGGACCCUUAACGGCGGGGGCAGCCGGCGUUGAUCCGCCCGACUGUACUGCACUUUCCUGGUCGGCCGCGGCUCGCCAGCAUCAGGACCUUCAUAUGCUACUUUGGACCAAGCUGACAAGCUACAGGCCCGCGUGUUUAUCGUAAAAGAUACUGUUUUGUGGUGCGGGAGGGGCACGUUGGCGCAAUUACCACUCCGCGGACAGCUGGAAAACUUCAGAAUGAAAUAUUGACUUUUAUUUUCUUUCAUCUGAUGAAAUCUAACCUUCUCCAUCAUGUUUUGGAGUAAAAAAAAAAAAAAAAGGUUUUCACAGGACAUUGGCGAUGUGGAAGUGUGUGUGUGUGUGUUUUCAGUGCUGUUCUGGAGACGUCGUCCAUCCCUCCCGUCAGUGACGGGGCUCGUCCAACCUUCCAUCGUGAAGUCAGGAGUCUGCUAGUGCAGAAAAACCUGUGCGUUUCCAUGGCAACUGGCUCAGCAGCCUCUCCUUCAGGUCCAACCAGACUCCGAUGCACAAGACUUUGUAAACAUCAGGUUUUUCUGAUGUUAAUUUAAAGCAUUUUAAAGGACAAUAUUUAGAUAUAAAUAUAUAUAUAUAUGAGACGGUUUUAUCUUGUGUUUAAUCGGCGGUGAGGGACGAUUGAGACGUUUUAUUGAUUAAUCAUCCAGGUUUCUGUUGCACAGCUCGUGCCAAGAACAGGUAAAUAGAUCCGAGUCCGUCGGAGAACCUGAUCAUCUCCGUGUCCUCGCCACUCCUUCAGGGCUCCUCUUCAUCACUCUCUGAUGCCUUUCGCUGACGGUGAAUGUAUUUUUAACGUUUAACUUUUUGUGCCGGCAAACAUUAACUAUGAUAUUGAUUGUAAUAUUUACAGAUGAUUACAUGUAAGUUGUCGUAUUACACAGAAUAAUAUAAAUAAAUGUUGGGGUGUUUUCUUUGA